Bolinopsis microptera is the source of this 3357-nucleotide messenger RNA. RefSeq lists its product as uncharacterized. The transcript is spliced from 19 exons. NCBI's taxonomy places the organism in Eukaryota, Metazoa, Ctenophora, Tentaculata, Lobata, Bolinopsidae. The coding region runs from base 20 to 2587 and encodes 855 amino acids. The record is from RefSeq and is a predicted model, not a curated record.
CCAUAAUGAAAGAGAUAUUAUGGUCUUAUUACUGGUUCUGAAUCUUUUUUUCGGCUGCGCCCUCUCAGAAGUCAAAGUCUUUAAAAACUACACUCUUACAUUCGAGAGCGAAGAUUGUACAAAAGGUCAAACGUUGUUGGCUUAUGAAGUCUCUCCCGAUGAAUCCCACCCCAUUUGUAAUGACCUUAACUCAGAUCAAGUCGCAACUUUGUGUGGAAAGGUUGAUAAAUGUGCGGGCAAGCUUGGAAUUGUGACCAACCUAACAUACCCUUCUUCUUACCCUCCUUAUAUUACUGAUGAUGCCUUUACCUUUUAUUCAGACCCUUAUUGUGGGAUUAGUAUUAUCUGUUUUGAUCCUGCAACUCACUGCUUUCUACCUGAACUAAAGAACGGAAGGUAUCGAGAUUCCGACCUGGCAGAGUUCAAUGAAGAUUUGCUGGCUUCCGGCGAUAGACUGAAAAUCGAUUGUAAAAAAGGCUUUACUUGGCACUGGGCUGAUUUUGUAACUUGCCUUAAGAUGAGUUCAGGAGAGAGCAGAUUAUCUAUUGAGCCCCUGUGUGUGCCCCUUUCUGAAGAUAAUCUCAUGACUCUACUUGUCAAUGUAACCAAUGUUGCACACUUGAGUGCACUGACAGGCAUCCCAGAGUCCCUGUUCAACCCUUCAGAUGUCCGGUCAGUGUUAGCCUACAGUAUAUUGCUGGGGCCUUAUUGUCGGGGCGGUGAUUUGUGUAGUGUACCCGUUCACAAAUUAGAGGCUACUACCAACAGUCAAAACGAGCCUGACGGAACGGAUCACGUGGCAGCGCUGUCAGGAGAAUACACCAUGUGUUUUGAGACUUCCAUUAUUUCUCUAUUCUUAAUGGGACUACAACAGGCAGGACGGGCAGACGAAUAUGAUGAUUUCAACGUCAGACCGAUGGCUAAAAGAGCGUCAGGAGUGCAAAAACGGGAAAUAGUCGACAACAACAUAGAAGUCAGAAUAAAUAACCUGGAUCUUGUUUACAACACGACAGAACGGAAAGUGAUUGGUUUUAACGUGACUUUCUACCUGUUCCAGUAUAAUAAGGUGGUACACCCUGGUGUAGUAACUAAAGUCAUGGGAAAUGUCUCUCAAUCAAAGUAUGACGUAGUUCUGGAGAGUUACUGUCGACUGAAAUAUUGUGGAAGUUCGAACUACGAGGAUUGUCAGAAGAUUCCCAUGAUGAGGUUCUACUCGUUUCCUAAACCAACCAUUCCAUGUACAUUCCAGGGAAUACAGUUGGGGUAUGCAGAGCCAGUACCAGUAACAUGUGACCCAAAUCACUAUAACAACGAAACAAACGUUACGUUGUGUCUCUAUGGCGAUCAGUACAGUCCACCAGUUCUCCCCCUAUGCGCAAAGUGCGGAGGAAAGAUGUUCUCUAAUAUAAUCCAUGCUCCAUCUCGAGUGAAUGGUUUGAAUUCUAGGGGUGCCAACUGCAUAUGGGAGAUCAAAACUUCUCAAAACAACACAGGACAAUUUUACCAACAGUCGAAAGGCGACAGUAAAAGUUGUAGAAAUCCAGUCAGUUAUCUGAAAAUUAGAGAGUACGGUUCAGAUGGAAAUGAGCUAACGGAUAAAAGUAACAGGGACAUUUGUCUUGGUGUCCAAAUGAAACUGGGUCCACACUUUGAAGUUGAAUACAACUCGGACGCUCAAAGUGAGCUGGAAAGAAGUUUUAUAUUCGAGUUCGAGGCAGAUAUUCCCCUUCAGCCGUGGUAUAAGAGGUACAUGGCAAUACUCAUUGCAGCUCCCCUCAUCGUUCUCUUCUUCGUGGCUCUCGUCUUUAUCGGGGUUUACUGUGAUCACAAAAACAGGAAGGAACGAGGAACAUCUUCUCCGGUAAUACAAAUGGAGUACGGUGAUCAGAUCAGUAACGGAACAUGGAAAGCGAAUGAUAGUUUUAAGAAAAAUAGUGUCAUAGAGGACGAGGCUAUUUCACCUCAGCCGAGGAUACAUAACGCAGUAACCAAACCAGAUCCGCAGAGGAGGCGGAAGAAGAAAAGACGAGGCACUCCUAGUAAGACUGAUUCAGCAGAUACACAACAAGCCCAGAAUCCCGCGGGAGCGGACUCACUGAGCCCCCCUACCUACGACUCGUGGGUGCAGAUCAGUAACCAUAGUAACCCUGGUCAAACCACCACACCAGAGACCGGGGAUAUGUCCCCUGAGAGGGACACCGAAGGAGCCAGUCAGGUAUUUCACAGUCCAGUGAAACCUAAGAAAGUGAGGACUAGUGUAAACUCCACCGCUCCCCUCCUUAGCAACACCACCACCGCCACCUCCGACAACCUCCGCACAGCCAGCGACCAGACGGAGGCCUCAGCCGUUAAACCGCGGAAAAAGAAGCGGCGGAAGAAGCGGACGGAGUCGAUGCAGAGGCCUCUGCCAACUCUGAACGGCGGAGAGACAUACCAGGAGGGCUCGGUGGUUCAGGCCACGCCCCAAACGAAGAGGAGCUUACCCCCUCUGGAAAACAAUGCAGCUAAUGGUCGAGCUUUGCCUCCGAUUAUUGUGAACAAAAACGUCGACGAUGAUGCGGGCUACCCGUAUGUGUCUGACGAAUAAGAUGUAGUUUAUUGAGAAAACAGAAAGAUUGUUUUAUAAGUUAAAAGUUCGAUAGGAUGUUUAUCUCAUGAACGGACGAAUUUAUGCCAUUUUUAUAAGAUUAAUAUAAAUACUGUGACCUAUAGAUUAUUACUGUUAGAGUAAAUAUUGCGGAAAUGAGGUUUACAGACUCGUUUUUUGUACUCAUAGCUGCAGUUAUCCUAUUUGUCCUGAUGGUUUUGCGUGUUUGUAAGAUCACCCACAUUUCUACCGACCCCGACGACAAUAGAUUAAGUAUAAUUUUAAACAGUUUUAUAAGUUUCAUGUUGGCUGGUAAUGAUGUAGAAAAAUAAGGAAAAACAGUAUUAUGCCUUAAUGCUGAUUACUGAUCGUGAUUUGUUUAUGAAGAUUAUCUAACGUGAACGGUCAACGGAUCUGUAGAUUUUUGUACGUAAAUGUUAGAUGUUAUUUUACGUAUGGUAUUAUGUUAUGGAGAUGCUUUAGUUUGUUAUUUUGAGAUUAAUUUUAACUUAUUUAUUAUCAGUAUUUAAGUUUAGUUUUCUUUAAGCAGUUUGUCGUGAGUGAUGCUAUUAUUUGUAUAAUGUAGGUUAAUAUAUUUGAACUUUUUUUAAAUAGCAGUUCUAUUAGUACGUUUUAAUUUGUUCACGUUUGAAUCUUAAACUGGUAAGAUUUUAAUCAGCUGGUACAUUAGAGUACUGCGAUUCGGUCUGGCGGUAAUUUUAACGAGUAGGAUAUGGCAGUCGAAGUAUGAUCGUUCUAUUCACAAACUA